Messenger RNA from Homo sapiens (human), 1432 nucleotides. RefSeq names its product shisa family member 4 (gene SHISA4). Bases 98 to 691 code for a protein of 197 amino acids. Gene Ontology annotation, cellular component: membrane. The transcript is spliced from 5 exons. NCBI's taxonomy places the organism in Eukaryota, Metazoa, Chordata, Mammalia, Primates, Hominidae. The record is from RefSeq and is marked validated.
GGCCGCGGGCUGGGCCCCGCCGCAGCUCCAGCUGGCCGGCUUGGUCCUGCGGUCCCUUCUCUGGGAGGCCCGACCCCGGCCGCGCCCAGCCCCCACCAUGCCACCCGCGGGGCUCCGCCGGGCCGCGCCGCUCACCGCAAUCGCUCUGUUGGUGCUGGGGGCUCCCCUGGUGCUGGCCGGCGAGGACUGCCUGUGGUACCUGGACCGGAAUGGCUCCUGGCAUCCGGGGUUUAACUGCGAGUUCUUCACCUUCUGCUGCGGGACCUGCUACCAUCGGUACUGCUGCAGGGACCUGACCUUGCUUAUCACCGAGAGGCAGCAGAAGCACUGCCUGGCCUUCAGCCCCAAGACCAUAGCAGGCAUCGCCUCAGCUGUGAUCCUCUUUGUUGCUGUGGUUGCCACCACCAUCUGCUGCUUCCUCUGUUCCUGUUGCUACCUGUACCGCCGGCGCCAGCAGCUCCAGAGCCCAUUUGAAGGCCAGGAGAUUCCAAUGACAGGCAUCCCAGUGCAGCCAGUAUACCCAUACCCCCAGGACCCCAAAGCUGGCCCUGCACCCCCACAGCCUGGCUUCAUAUACCCACCUAGUGGUCCUGCUCCCCAAUAUCCACUCUACCCAGCUGGGCCCCCAGUCUACAACCCUGCAGCUCCUCCUCCCUAUAUGCCACCACAGCCCUCUUACCCGGGAGCCUGAGGAACCAGCCAUGUCUCUGCUGCCCCUUCAGUGAUGCCAACCUUGGGAGAUGCCCUCAUCCUGUACCUGCAUCUGGUCCUGGGGGUGGCAGGAGUCCUCCAGCCACCAGGCCCCAGACCAAGCCAAGCCCUGGGCCCUACUGGGGACAGAGCCCCAGGGAAGUGGAACAGGAGCUGAACUAGAACUAUGAGGGGUUGGGGGGAGGGCUUGGAAUUAUGGGCUAUUUUUACUGGGGGCAAGGGAGGGAGAUGACAGCCUGGGUCACAGUGCCUGUUUUCAAAUAGUCCCUCUGCUCCCAAGAUCCCAGCCAGGAAGGCUGGGGCCCUACUGUUUGUCCCCUCUGGGCUGGGGUGGGGGGAGGGAGGAGGUUCCGUCAGCAGCUGGCAGUAGCCCUCCUCUCUGGCUGCCCCACUGGCCACAUCUCUGGCCUGCUAGAUUAAAGCUGUAAAGACAUAACUCAUAUCAGUCGCAUCAUUGGACCCAUCCACACCUUCCAGGAACACCGCCUUCAGCUGGGCCCAGACUGUUGCCCACUCCAUAUUCCAAAAGUAGGGGAGGGCCAGCACCAGCAUCGGAGCACAGCACCAUCCUCACCCCCAUCCACAAGCAGACCAAGGCGGACUGUUCCUGGCUUCCUAAAGGCUUCCUAAAGACAAUGAGGUGAAUUUUGCCACAGCUCUGAAGAGAUGCUCGUUUGCACUACAGAUAUUCCCUGCUAGGGAUCAACAGCUCUACAACAGC